GGCAGAAGGAGGAGGGGUUGGAGUGGACCAGGGCCCUUCUUGGGCUCUCUUCCGACUCUCGGAUUCUGUGCUUCCUUUCCCGCUCUCCCUUCGGAGCAGCCUGGAGCCGGCCUUCCUGGGCAGGGGCCCCUCCGGAGAGGACCUUGGCCCUUGGUCCUUGGCCAGCCAGGCGGGUCCGGGGCGGGUCCGGGCUGCCAGGGGCAGAGGAGGCGCCCCGCUGGCUGGCCUCCCUCCUGCUUCUCUUUCUGCUGCUGGUGCCCAGCUGGUGCCAGGAUGGCCAGGGUCCCCGCCGGGCUCUGCCUGGGGGCUGCCCUCCUGCUCUGGCUGCCCUCCGUCUCCCCGCUGAGCCUCCUCCGCUGGUGCACUCUAUCUGAGCCAGAGCUGGCCAAGUGCAGCCACAUGAGCAAGGCCUUCUCCGCGGCCGGCCUCCGUCCAGCGCUGGCCUGUGUCCGGGGGGACUCUGCCUUCGGCUGCCUGGCCUCCAUCAAGGCCAGCCAGGCAGAUGUGGUGACGGUGGACGGGGGCCUCGUGUACCGGGCUGGCAAGGAGUUUGGACUACAGCCACUGGCCGGAGAGGACUAUGGCGGAGCGCUGGGAGGCUCAUACCUUGCGGUGGCAGUGGUCCGGUCAGGCUCAGACCUGACCCUCGAUGGCCUGAGGGGUGCCCGCAGCUGCCACACGGGCCUCAACCGCACCGCUGGCUGGAACGUCCCCAUUGGACUCCUCCUCGACUCCGGACGGAUGGCUGCCCUAGGAUGUGACCUCCCUGCAGCGGCAUCAGCCUUCUUCAGCGCCAGCUGCGUCCCAGGGGCUUUGGGGCCAGGCUUCCCGGAGUCCCUCUGCCGCCUCUGCAAAGGCGAUGCCGCCGGGGAGGGCCGCUGCCAGGCCACCCCUCGCGAGGACUACUUUGGGUACACCGGAGCCCUCAGGUGCCUGGCCGAGGGGGCGGGCGAGGUGGCCUUCAUCAAGCACAGCACUGUCCAGGAAACCCUGCAAGGUGGGUCCCCCCGUCCUUCUUGGGCUGGGGGUCUCCAGGUGUCGGACUUCCAGCUGCUCUGCCGGGACGGGGGACGGGCAGCGGCGGAGGCCUGGCAGGGCUGCCACUUGGCCCGUGUCCCUGGCCACGCCGUGGUCACUCGCCCUGGGACCGACCGGCGCCUCAUCCUGCAGCUGCUCCAAGAGGGACAGGAGAUGUUUGGCGCCCCUUCCUCCUCCUCUUCGGGGGUCUUCCAGAUGUUCAGCUCGGGGUCCUAUGGGGGCCAGGACCUGCUCUUCAAGGACUCCACGGUGAGGCUGGUCCCAGUUCCGGAGGGGCAGAGCUACCAGGACUGGCUUGGGGAGGAGUACCUCCACGCCAUGCGCGGCAUGGACUGCGACCCCACAAGGCUGCCAGAAUCCCUGCGGUGGUGCGUCUUCUCCCCGGCGGAGAUUCAGAAGUGCAGCGAGAUGGCUUUGGCUUUCCAGAAGCAACGCCUGAAGCCCAUGAUCCGCUGCGUCUCGGCCGAGUCCCGCCAUCUCUGCAUGGAGCAGAUCCAGAAAAGGGCCAUUGAUGCCGUGACUCUGGCCGGAGAGGAUAUUUACACAGCUGGGCGGGACUUCGGCUUGGUGCCGGCUGCAGGGGAAAGCUACGCAGAGGGGGACACCAACAGCACCUAUUACGCUGUGGCCGUGGUGAGGCGGGCGGCACAGGAUGGCGAUGGUGCCUUCACCAUCCAUGAGCUCCGCGGGAGGAGAUCCUGCCACACAGGCUUCGGCCGGAGGGCUGGCUGGACCCUGCCGGUGGGCCUCCUCCUCAGCAAGGGCCUGAUCCAGUCUCGGGGGUGCAGCGUCCUUGAGGCCGUGAGCACCUUUUUCUCCGCCAGCUGUGUCCCCACUGACCGGCCCAAGGGCUUCCCACCCAACCUAUGCAGACUCUGCGCCGGAGAUGAAGAUGGCAACCACAAGUGCGAGGCCAGUGACCGGGAGCGCUACUUUGGCUACACUGGAGCCUUCAGGUGUCUGGCAGAGGGUCAUGGAGAGGUGGCCUUUGUCAAGCACACCUCGGUCUUUGAGAACACGGAUGGCCGCAAUGCCGCACCCUGGGCCUCUGGGCUGCACUCAGCUGACUUCCAGCUCCUGUGUCCCAAUGGGGCCCGCGCUGAGGUGGACCAGUUUGCCAACUGCCACUGGGGGCGAGUGCCCCCACGGGCCAUCAUGGUCCACCCAGAGACCAACCCUUUGGCUGUCUACGGACUUCUGGACCGGGCUCAGGAUUUCUUUGGAGCUGAGAACAACAGCAAUGGAUUCAAGAUGUUCAAUUCCUCUGACUUCCAUGGGCAAGACUUGAUUUUCAGGGAUGCCACCACGGCCAUUGUGACUGCUGGGGAAAGGACCACCACUGACGCCUGGCUGGGGCAGAUGUUCCUGGAGGCGAUGGAGGGCUGGGAGUCCUUCUCCUCCUCCCAAUGCUCCAAAGCAGCUGCCAGGCCCGGGAACCUCUGCCUCCUGCUCCUGAUGCUAAUCCUUUUUGCGCGCUGCUUCUCUGCAUGAUCUGAGUGCCAACAGCCAAGCAAGCAAAAUGCAGUUGUGCUCUCAGACAUCGGCUCACUGGCUGAAGAAUGUGGCACUUCACCUCCUUCUUGACCCUCUGCCUUUGGCGGCCCUGUCCCUCCACUCUUCCCUUGGGGAGAUGGAGUGCCCCUAAAUUCUCUGAAGGCCUCAGGUGUGCCAUUCACCUCCGGUGCCCCAUGGGAAGGCCCAGGCCAUUUUGGAGGGGAGGUGAUCCAUAUCCCCUCUUCUUCUCUUUGCAGAUGUUUGCCCUGAAGUUCUCUGUACCAGUUCAUGUACUGGGUAACUCCCUUGAGAUUCCCACAAAUUGAAUGAAUGGGGCACAAGCAGUGGGGUGGAGGCAUAUAUUGAGGAAAGUCAUUCCCAUAGGAUGCCUGGGGCCAGGAAGGGGCACAGUCUGGCAGAAGGAAGGACUGUGGCACAUGCCAUUCGCCUGGAGCACAGAGGGGACCUCCUGCCACAUGGACUGUGGAGGGAAACAUUUGGCUGCAGUGGGAUCUUGGUCUGUAGCAUGCUCAGGAUGGAGGCCCUUCUCCUGAUGCUGGGGUCUCUGCCCUCUGCACCUGUUUCUGACCCUGCACUAUUUUAAUAAAGAUCCAGUUGGUCAUAA
Molecule: messenger RNA, 3157 nt
Organism: Sceloporus undulatus (fence lizard)
Lineage: Eukaryota; Metazoa; Chordata; Lepidosauria; Squamata; Phrynosomatidae
Gene: MELTF
Product: melanotransferrin
Exons: 16
Coding region: 274-2529 (751 amino acids)
Biological process (GO): iron ion transport
Cellular component (GO): recycling endosome; early endosome; plasma membrane
Source: RefSeq, a predicted model, not a curated record